GUUUUUUGAAACGCAAAAAUGACUCGUUUUGAUAAUAAAAUAUGAAAAUUUAUGCAUAAAGGUAAGGAAGUAGAAUUUGUAACUUUUAACUUUAAAACACAAAAUUACCGAAUAAUGAGCAAAAGAGCCCAAGAAAACCAAAUUGAAGAAGGAAUUGAGCACAUACCAUGAUUGGACCAAGCAAAUUAAUGGCAACAACAUUACUCAAUUCAUUUGAACGAAAAGAGAAGUUUGGUAAUACUUAAAAAACAACACCAACCCACAAGCCUUUUUCCUUUAUGCAGCUGAUUUGUGACCAUUUUUCUCUCACCUGUAAAGGAAAAAAAUCAAUCUAAAUUUAAAAAAAGACUUUCCACCUUUUUGAAAUGCCUCUAAAGCUACCACCUUCAUUGUUUGCUAAGCAAUCUUCACAAUUAUUUUCCCUCGAUCCCUUUCAUAAGAUAUAUGUAUAUAUAUAUAAAAGAGCAUGUAACACAUGGCCAAUGGCCUUUCCAUUUUGUGAAGCAAAUGGGGAGUGAGAGCAUAUCUCAUAAACAACAUUAUGAUAUCUCCAUGUCAAAGAGAACUAGAAAGCCAGCCAAAAUCCAAGAUGAGCUUCAGAUUCUCCCAACAAACGAUGACGAUCUUAUUAUCAUUGGUAAAGGAGAUCAAUCCGAGAUCAACAACGACCAUAAAAGCUUAAAACAACUCAUCAGUGGCGAAGGGAAGGCAGAAAUAAGGUCGGACGAGGGCAACCGAGAAAGGAACUCGCUUGGCCAACACUUUAGUAAAGAAGAGAUCAACAAUCUUCAAAUUGUGAAGAAACAACAUCAAGAUGGAUUACAAGGAGUGAAGCUGAAAAAAGUAGUUGGGAAAUUUUUGAGAAAUUUGAUCAAAGGUGGUGGUGAUCAUCAUCAACACCAGCUGAUGAAGAAACCAAUUAGAAAAAAGUCUUUUCUGUAAUUCACGUUGAAAGGAAAAAUAUCCAUUAAAAACUUCAUCAUUUUGCAGAGGUUGGUGAAAAUGGAGUAUUUGUUUUCUUUGUUGUUUAAUUUCAAUACUUCAUAGAAAAAGAGGAUUAAAUUUCUCAUAAGAGAUUGUAUAUGAAAGGGUAUAUAUGUGUGUGUGUAUCUAUGUUGUAUAAAUAUUUAAAACUAUGUUGUAUUUCCGAUCAUUAUUACAUAUAAAUAUCAAUAUGGUCUAUAGAGAUGGUCAAUCAUUAAAAAAAA
Molecule: messenger RNA, 1208 nt
Organism: Cucumis sativus (cucumber)
Lineage: Eukaryota; Viridiplantae; Streptophyta; Magnoliopsida; Cucurbitales; Cucurbitaceae
Exons: 1
Coding region: 445-942 (165 amino acids)
Source: RefSeq, a predicted model, not a curated record